This is a messenger RNA of Brenthis ino (lesser marbled fritillary), 1098 nucleotides long. Lineage: Eukaryota; Metazoa; Arthropoda; Insecta; Lepidoptera; Nymphalidae. The record is from the annotation of a GenBank genome assembly.
AUGAAAAUACCAGAGACAUCGGCAAAUGUUGGAGCUUAUUAUGGCAAUGAAGAAAAUGGCCAGUGGCAACCAAACGGCGUGAUCAUAGACAGCGGAGUGGGUGGAGGUGUAGUGGGAAGCGGAGACGCAGGACACCGACCUGUAUACCCUGUUCACGUACCAAGGGGACAUAUACCUGGUCCAUACGUAAUGGCAGGAGCGUACUAUCCACCUGGAGCGUAUCCAGCACCUCAGGAUGACUUUGCUGAUUAUAUGUGGAUGGAGAAUGAAGAAGAGUUUGAUAAACAGGUAAUGCAACAAUUAGAAGAGGAAGCCCUUAUGGAGCAAUGUAUAGAGGCCAUGUUAGAGGACGAGCAGAGGGAACAGCGGCUCAGGCCUGUGUCAAACGGACAUAAUCAUUAUCCAACAACUAGCAAUGGUCAGGGGUCCCUAUCUCUGGAGGAAGCUGUAUCGAGAUCCACUUUGAACCCGUUAGCCGCUGAGUUUGUUCCAAACAGAGCGAGACAAGCAACAGAAGAGCCUCAAGAGACGACAGAAAGUAAAACGGAAGUUGAAAGUUCGAAAGAAACAAGCGAACAGACGGACCAACAAAGCAAACUUGACAGCAAAGAAGAUGUAAAAGCUGAAGAACCACCACAACCCACCGAUCCACCAGAAGUCAGCGCAGCAGAUGUGCAACCAAUAGAAGAUAAGAAGCAAAAAGAAGUAAAGAAAGACACAAAGAAGCCAGAAGUGAAAAAGGGUGUGAAAGCAGAAGUGAAGAAAACGAAACCUAUUCCCGUGAAAGAAACGAAAACGCAGAAGAAAAAAGAAGAAAAAGUUAAAAAAGAAGAGUGUAAAGAAGAACCUAGUGGGGAUGUGAAGCAAACAUCACCAGCUCCAGAAGAAACUUCUCAAUCGGGAAUCAAACCUAUAAAUUACGCGGCCGCCGCCAAAGCAAUGAAACCCAAAAAACCAAUGUCCCCUACAAACCAAUUGGAACCACCCACAGAGAAACCAAAAGCAGAGAAACUGAAAGCGGAGAAAGUUGAAAAGAAAAUGGUGAAAGACAAGCCUAAAGUUGACAAACCUAAUGUACAAAGAAAGAAUUCAGCAAAA